GGGAUUGAGCUUUUUGAAGCUGGACUUUAGAGAAAUGAUGCUCAUCUUUGGACUGAUGCUGCUGCAAACUGCGCAUGUCUGGAGUUUAACUGCAGUUUUGAUCAGUCUGGUCCAUGUAAUGCAGCUCUGGGACACAAACUCAAUCUGCUGAUGGUGAUGGAUGCUAGUAAAUAUGACCUGCAGUUAAAAAAGAGAAUAAACAACAAUACAGCAGAUGGUCCAGUUUGUAGAGUAAAGAAUGGCAGGAUGAGGAUGAGUCAGUGUGAUCUUUAUAAUAACAGAACUGAAGUGAAAGUCAUUAAUGGGAUGCUGAUAAUAAACCGUGUGAUCAGAGCAGAUUCAGGGAAUUACAGAUUAAAUCUCGAGAGCUCAGACGGCUCAGAAACAUCUAGAGAACUUCAAGUGAUAGUUGAAGCUCCUGUUGGCUCAGUGGAAGUGUCAAUCAUCUCCUCCUCCAGUGGGGGGAUGAGUGUGUUCAGCUGGACUCUGAAUGGAGAUCCACUGAUGGAUGGAAACAGCAGCAUUGAUCUGGAUAAGAGAAGAGAUGGAGACAUCAGCUGCAGCGUGAAGAACCACGUCAGUCACGCACAGAAGACCAUUAGACUCAAACCCUGUCCUAGUCUGGAUCGGUUCUGCAGGUUUGAUCAGUCUGAUCCCUGUUAUGCAGCUCUGGAACACAAACUCAAUCUGCUGAUGGUGCAGGAUGCUAUUAAAUAUGACCUGAUGCUAAUGAAGAUAAUAAACAACACAGCACAUGAUCCACUUUGUAGAGUAAAGAAUGACAGGAUGAGGAUGAGUCAGUGUGAUCUUUAUAAUAACAUACCUGAAGUGACAGUCAUUAAUGGGACUGUGAUAAUAAACCGUGUGAUCAGAGCAGAUUCAGGGAAUUACAGAUUAACUCUCGUUCACUCAGACGGCUCAGAAACAUCUAGAGAUCUUCAGGUGAUUGUUGAAGGUCUGGAUCGGUUUUGCUGGUUUGAUCAGUCUGAUCCCUGUUACGCAGCUCUGGGACACAAACUCAAUCUGCCGGUGGUGCUAGGUGCUACUAAUUAUAAGCUGAAAAUAAUAAAGAUAAUAAACAACACAAAAGAUGAUCCAUUUUGUAGAUUUCAGCAUGGCAGUAUGGAGGACACUGAAUGUGAUCUUUAUAAUAACAGACCUGAAGUGACCAUCAUCCGUGGGAUGCUGAUAAUAAACUGCGUGAUCAGAGCAGAUUCAGGGAAAUACAGAUUAAAUAUUUACAGCUCACAGAUCAUACAGACAUUUCAAGGAGAUCUUCAAGUGAUUGUUGAAGCUCCUAUUGGCUCAGUGAAAGUGUCAAUCAUCUGCUCCUCUAGUGGGGUGAUGAGGGUGUUCUGCUCCUCUGAGGGGGAUCAGAUCCUCUACAGCUGGACUCUGAAUGGAGAUCCACUGAUGGAUGGAAACAGCAGCAUUGAUCUGGAUAAUGGAACUGAUGGAGACAUCAGCUGCAGCGUGAAGAACCACGUCAGUCACGGACAGAAGACCAUUAGACUCAAACCCUGUCCUGGAUCAACUACUGCAGCUGUGACCUCUAGUUUGACCUCUGCAGUGACCACCAGCACACAGACAUCAGAAUGUGUGUGUUCAGUGUCUCUGGUGUUUGUUCUGGUCCGGUGUCUUCAGCUGAUGGUUCUGUUGGGUCUGUUAGGAGCUUUUCACAUGUACAUGAGACACACAUCAGGAAAGAAACAGGAAGAUCAGAAAGUGAGGAUGAGAAGAUUUAGAGAAGGACAUGAACACACAGCAGAAGAUUCAUGAGAGCAGCAGCAGAUCCUGCAUUUCCUACAUAAUUUUUAACAUGUUUAGACAUACUUGUGUAGGCCUAUUUUUUAUUUACCAGCUCUCUGUGGUAAUAUAAACAGGGUUGGAAAAGUUACUUUUAAAAUGUAUUUUGCUACAGAUUUCAAAAUUAAUGCUUUAAAGAGUAAAAUACUUAAAAUUUGUUUGGCCUCAGUCCCUGGAGUGUCGCAGUCUUGUUUAGCUCAAACUCACCUGCUUGGAAAUUACUAAUGAUCCUGAAGACCUCGAUGAGCUUGUUCAGGUGUGUUUAAUUAGGGUUGGAGAAGAAUAGAGAAGAAUGACAUCUACUGAAAUUUAACAUCAGUUUUCCACAAUAUUUCCUGA
Molecule: messenger RNA, 2145 nt
Organism: Cyprinus carpio (common carp)
Lineage: Eukaryota; Metazoa; Chordata; Actinopteri; Cypriniformes; Cyprinidae
Exons: 9
Coding region: 151-1779 (542 amino acids)
Source: RefSeq, a predicted model, not a curated record